Molecule: messenger RNA, 930 nt
Organism: Arabidopsis lyrata subsp. lyrata
Lineage: Eukaryota; Viridiplantae; Streptophyta; Magnoliopsida; Brassicales; Brassicaceae
Exons: 4
Coding region: 58-708 (216 amino acids)
Source: RefSeq, a predicted model, not a curated record
GAGAAAGUGGACUACUUGACUUGACUUCAUUUUAGCAAAAGUCUUGCAUCUUUUUCUAUGUUUAUCCUCUAUAUAAGUUGCAUUACUACCACCAUAGUUUGCAUAUUUUGUUCCUCCAUUAUACUCACUUUCAAGAAAAAUAUGAGAUUCUUUCUUUUACUUGCUUUUUUCGGUCCUCUCAUGCUACUUGAUGAAGCAUAUCGUUUUACGGAUGAAACUGAUAGGCAUGCGUUGCUGGUGUUCAAGUCUCAAGUUUCUGAAGGCAAAAGAGAUGUCAUGUCCUCAUGGAACAACUCAUUUCCUCUCUGCAAAUGGAAUGGCGUUACAUGUGGCCGCAAACACAAAAGAGUUACCGGUAUGGACCUUGGAGGAUUCCAAUUAGGCGGCGUGAUAUCACCAUCUAUUGGUAAUCUUUCGUUUCUCAAAUGGCUUAAUCUCUCCGAUAACUCUUUUGGCGCAAUAUUCACUGCCAACGGAGUGAUCCCACUUGGUUUUUCACCUUCUGCUAGAACCGUGACCUGGACGAAAGAAAACAUUCCUGAAGAUCCCUGGUCACCACUUGGAGUUGCAAAUAAUUUCAGUCAUAUAAAGUCCCCUGACACAAGCAACGCUAAGACUAUGCGACGGCCGUCACUCACAGGUGUUAGGGUAACUGGUACAAGAAAUGCCAAGACACGCCUCCACUUAUGCGUUCAGCAUCAAAGAUAGGGAAGAAAUGGGCAUAAAAAGCUAUUGAAGAAUAACACGUUUUCUUGCUUUGGCUCGAAGCAUAGUAUCUAGUUUUUCUUCUUCCUCAGUAAAUAAGAACUCAACUUUAGAGUGCUCUGACAGUAACAUAGAUGGCUCUUGUUUAAGUCAUUCUUCAACACUUUUUAAUGUCUCUGAAACAUUGAAUUCAUUUAUAUAUCACAGUUUCAUUUAAAUCUUAAA